Lepus europaeus (European hare) is the source of this 5833-nucleotide messenger RNA. It is a transcript of the gene GATB, whose product is annotated as glutamyl-tRNA amidotransferase subunit B. Gene Ontology annotation, molecular function: glutaminyl-tRNA synthase (glutamine-hydrolyzing) activity. Gene Ontology annotation, biological process: glutaminyl-tRNAGln biosynthesis via transamidation; mitochondrial translation. NCBI's taxonomy places the organism in Eukaryota, Metazoa, Chordata, Mammalia, Lagomorpha, Leporidae. The record is from RefSeq and is a predicted model, not a curated record. The transcript has 13 exons. The coding region runs from base 29 to 1696 and encodes 555 amino acids.
GCCACCUGACCAGGACCGUGGCGGUGCAAUGGCGGUGCCCACGCUGCGCUGCGGCUGCAGUGGAAGUCGCUGGACUUUUGCUUUGGUUGACAGGGGUUGUCGCCAUCGAACUGUCGCCACAUUCAACUGGAUAAGGGGACAGAGCUCAGUGGCUCAGCAGCCCCUCCACACGGCCCAGAAGCCGAGGAAAGGUGCGAAGGAAUGGGCAGCUGUGGUAGGUUUGGAAAUUCACGCCCAGAUUUCUUCCAACUCUAAACUGUUCUCUGGAGCUGAAGUCCGCUUUGCAGCACCUCCGAAUUCUUUGGUUUCUUUUUUUGAUGCGUCUCUGCCUGGAACUCUGCCGGUUCUCAACAGGCGCUGUGUGGAGGCAGCAGUGAUGACAGGCCUGGCUCUGAACUGCCACAUCAACCAGAAGUCCCUGUUUGACAGGAAGCACUACUUCUACGCAGACCUCCCCGCAGGCUACCAAAUCACCCAGCAGAGGCUCCCGAUCGCUGUGAAUGGGAGCUUGGCAUACGGCACCUGUGUGGGGAAGCAGCAGCGUGAGAUCACCAAGACGGUGAGGGUCAAGCAGAUCCAGCUGGAGCAAGACAGUGGCAAAAGCCUCCACGAUGACCUGCGGUCACAGACGCUCGUUGAUCUGAACAGGGCCGGCGUGGGCCUUCUGGAGGUGGUCCUGGAGCCUGACCUGUCCUGCGGAGAGGAGGCUGCGACCGUGGUCAGGGAGCUGCAGCUGAUCCUUCAAGCCCUGGGGACCAGCCAGGCCAACAUGGCAGAGGGCCAGUUGAGAGUGGACGCCAAUGUGUCUGUGCACCACCCCGGGGAGCCUUUGGGCGUUCGGACCGAAGUGAAGAAUCUAAACAGCAUCAGGUUCUUGGCCAAGGCCAUAGACUAUGAAAUCCAGCGGCAAAUCAGUGAGCUUGAGAAUGGAGGUGAAAUUCUGAAUGAGACUCGCUCGUUUGAUUACAAGCUGGGGUGCACUGUGCCAAUGAGAGACAAAGAAGGAAAACAAGACUACAGGUUUAUGCCAGAACCCAACCUGCCUCCCCUGCUGCUCUACGACUCCACGUGUCUGCCUGCAGGCGCCGACCCCCAGCAAGUGAUCGAUAUCGACCGGAUCUGGGAGACGCUCCCCGAGCUCCCGAGCGAGACGCGGGAGAGGCUGGUUCAGCAGUACGGGAUGCUGCCCGAGCACAGCUUCACUCUGCUGAAUGAAGUUGGCCUACUGGAGUUCUUCCAAAAUGUGAUAAAAGAAACUAGGGCAGAGCCAAAAAAGGUGGUGAGCUGGGUCCUCAACACUUUCCUGGGCUAUUUAAAGCAGCAGAACCUUGCAGUCAGCGAGAGUCCUGUCCCGCCUUCUGCGCUGGCGGAGCUUCUCGACCUGCUGGACACCCGCGCCAUUUCGUCAGCAGCAGCUAAGCAGGUGUUUGAGGAGCUGUGGAAGAGCCCGGGGAAGCCGCCUGCGCAGAUCGUGUCGGAGAAGCAGCUGGGACUGCUGCAGGACCGGGAGGCCCUGGAAGAGCUGUGCCGCGCCACGCUGGACGGACACCCCCAAGUGGUGAGGGACGUGAAGGGGGGAAACCCCAGAGCUAUAAAUAAGCUCAUCGGGCUGGUCCGGAAAGCCACGCAGGGCCGAGCAGAGCCCGCCCUGAUCAAGCACAUCCUGGAGAAGCAGCUGUCGUCGCCAGCGCCCUGAGCCCUUGGGGCCGACAGAACGGCGGCCUGGCGGAGCGGGCGUCCCCACGCGGAGCUGGUGUCUCGGCCUGGCCCCGUGCUGUGCCUCCAGCGUCACGGUCACGGCGUCCUUGGGAGCAGCAGCCACACCGUGGGCGUCAGCGACACUGCAGCGGCGGCUUAGACACUGCACACACUGCUGCCGUGAGUGGCCCCUCGCCAGGCACGCGGUUCCUGCUGCCAGCAGCGGUGAGCACAGACGGUCACCGGGACGCGGUGUGUUUAGACCUCAAAGGUUAUGGAAGAAAAUGCAGCACCCCCCCUCCCCACCCCCCUCGCGUAGCGUAGUAGCGUAGACUGCGUUUGUUUGCGGAGGUGCCCGGGGGUAGGAGGGAGGGCGGAAACCGGUAGCGUCCACAGAGCCCGGAAGGCACGGCCGAGAAUGAAUGAAUGGUUUUAGACACCAGACGUCUUCAGAUAGCUUUACUGAAUAAAAUAUAUACUGCUGUAUCACAUACAAAAUUGACUUACACUUCAGAGAUGUGCAGCUCAUGACCCCCGCCCCCGAGCCUCCGCUGGAACAGCUGUGACAGCACACUGCUUGUUUCACUCGGGGAGAAGAGAGCUGGGGAAUGACGCUGGACCCGACCCUAAGAUAAUCGCGAUGCAGCUGGCCUGUGCCCGGUCCUCAGGAGUCCUCGGCCACGCCCGCACCCACUGGUUCACCGUGCGCAUCUGUCCCCUCGCCGCUCCGUGCUGAAGCCAGCUUUGCAAAUGCUGGUUUCAGAAAGGCUUGUCACAGUGAGUGUAGCAGGACAGCAGGACCUUGGGAGCUGCUUCUCAGCUGGGAGACGCCCAGCCUGCUGAGGACGGUGGAGACGCCCCUGGUGGCAGCUGGCGAGCUGGGGGAAGCAGACCUCCCCACCGCCCACCGGCCUCGGCUCCCAGUGUGCACGUGAGCUCAGGCCUCCCUCACCCUGUGCCCUCGCUAACUCUGCUUUCUCGGCUGGGUCAAAGGAACCCAGCUGUGGCAAGCGUAAGGGGUGAUUUAGAACUAGAAGCCAGCAUGUUCCCUCCCCGAGGAAGCCACGUGCCCCACGUUCUGCUGGGGGACCCGUUCCCUCCCCUCCCCGUGAGCCUCUGCGAUACACACGGGUGGGCAGAGGGGGUCUGAGGCUGCACUCUGGCAGGAUCUGUAUUGGGUCAGAAUGACUACAGUUUGGUUUUGUGUUAUGAACCCCAUUUUCAUCACAAAUUCUAGCUUGUAGAUCAUCGAACCCACUAAAGGAUCUUUCCAGGUCAUUUCAAGUGAAGGGCGGGCUUAAUGGGAGUGCAUCCAGGUAAACAGUUGACCAAAACUGUGAUGUCAGUGAAAACUUUCAUGGACUGAUUAUUCCCAGAGAAAAUGCCGGCAUGAAAACAUCUGAUUUUUACAAGGCUAAUUCUCCUCCAGCUCUACCAGUGGCCUGUUGUUUUGAAUGUCAACUUCCGAAGUCCUGAAAACCAGAUCUUCUGUGGCUAUUGCUGCUACCAGGACAAAAAGGGAGGCAGAGCGCUGAUCGUCUGAUUGGAACCUGAUUGGGUAUUACACAAGCUUCCGUUAGACCCUAAGGGCUCCACCCAGGGUGGUCCUGCUCCUAAGGACCAGGCUCGUGUGCCAUUGUACACAGGGUGCGUGAGUGUGGGUGCUCCUGUGUUUACUGUUCAGAGGGAGGGACUACAAUGAGGCCGCUGCCAGCCUGCACUGCAGUCCACACAGCUAGGGUGGCUGUCUGAAGCCAAUGCUAUCUGCGAGGGGACUGUGCCCCCACGGCGGCCUGAAGCAGCUCUGCCUGUGUUCUGUUGCUUGAGGCGAGGUUGGUGGGUUCCAGUGGGAAGGUGAGCCCCAGCACGGAGAGAGUCUCCAGUAAGAGUUCACUCACUUCAGGAAACUACCGGGGGGGUUCUGUGCUGACAGCUGCCAGACUUAAAUUCUGGGUCACCUGGGUUGAGAAAUUAGUUUUUGUCUCUGUCCUGACUUAUUCAUCAAGGUGAACAUCUGUCUGUCUGUCUCUCAAGGUGUAGAUGGAAGAAAGUUGUCAUUCUUGUACCAAGGUAAGGAUGUUCCCACUGAGCCGUGCCUCCUCUCCCCCUUUUUUUUCCUGGUAAUCGCUGCCCACCUGGAAGAACACCAUGACAUUUUUGAAAGAAGACACCUCCUUUCAGCUUCAAAUUGGACAAUUCCAUUUUAGCUUAUGACCAUGACCUACAGCUUACAUUGUAUUUUCACUUCAAUUGAAUUUAGCUGUAUCAUAGCAGCUGUUGGGGAAGAAAAAAACACUACACCUAACCGACUGGAAGGCCUUGUUAUUUCCCCGUUACCACGGGGGCUGCAGCGUGGCUGUGAGCAGGCUGGCCCUGGAUUGCAAGGUACACCGCGGCUCGCUGCAGCCCUCUCGUGUUGCCUCCCUUACUGAGACCACUGACGCCACAUUCCAUCAAGCAUCUGCAGGGCAAGAAGGGCCGUGUGCGGCCCUGUCCCAGGGGACCGUCAGCGGACACCCUGAGCAGCCUGCUGCAGCCUCGGCCCCAGGGAACUGGUUAUCUGGCCCAGGAGCUUCCGUGGCCUCUGUCAGCUUCUGAAGUGAAACGCUGACUCUAACCCUCUCCAGAAGAUGCUGAAACACACACACAGGGGUGGAGUCCUACUGACAGUCUCCUCACCUGGGUAGGUGACAAGUCAGGUUUACAACUAUGUCUUCUAAGACACGAAAAAAAUCACAGUGACCUCCAGGCUGGGGAGGAGCAGUCCCAGCCAGAUUCGUGAUCCGUUUUAGGAUUCUAGGUAGAGACUGAAGAGCUAAAGGUGGCCCCUGAAUGUGUCCUGGCCCUUCUUUUCCCAAAGAGCCUUGCUGAGAAGCCCUGUUUAUCCAGUUAACGAGCUUCCAAAAUGAUCUGUCCUCCAAGUCAAUUAAUGGCCUAAUAAAUGCCUGAAUGUAGACCUCAUUUACUAAGGGAAAAUUAUCCCCCAAACCAUUCUUGGUCUUCCGAGAGCUCAUUCGAAAGCAUUAGGUUUAUGACGGUCAUUCAGAAACAAGCCAAAAAAAAAAAAAGGUAGCUUCAUUCUUCCCUUAUUGCCUUGUUGUUUUAAGCUAUUUGAUGGAGAAUUAGUGUUGCAUGAUUUAUCCACUGAUGGCAAAAACAGGAAGGGGCCUAGAAUAUUUACUUAACAACUAUCGUGGCCUCAGCCACAAGGCCAGCGCUUCGGGAAGAGCUAAUACUGCAGAGCUGGCUGAGGGACGUGGACAGCCACGCCGGUGAGGACGGUGACCUGGAGCAACACCUGCAGCAGUAGCUGUCCUACACAGGGCUCGCGGUCAGCACUACACCGAGCCCUGGAGCACAUGCAGAUCUGUGGUGUCACACAGUGCCACAGCCCUCCUGCCCAGGCAGUGCUCCCCAGACACAGUCCAGAGCUGGAAAGCCAUCCACAGCCCUUAACCUCUACACCUGAAGGAGCACAUGGGAGUCAGCUCGUGUGACCGCGGCAGCCAAGCCAGACCAGAACAGCUUUGAGCCCUGAGGAGUCCUGGCUGCUGCAGUUUAAACAGGCAGCCCCCAUGUCUGUGGGUCCCGUUUCUAGAUUCUGUGCGAAAGAUGAUGCUUUCCUGGCGACACCCUGGCCCUGUGAGUCUUGAGGGGUUGAAAACCAACAGCUCUAUCUGCCUUGCAGAGAAGCCCUGCUUAGGGCCCCUCCACGUGCUGACUGUAUCCUUGCUACACAGCAGACAGCAGCUCCAACCCCCGCGUAUCCUAGUACUUUCCAGUUCUCAACUCCUCUGAUUACAGCAAGAGGAAGCAGCCAGCCAAUGAGGAAAACUGCAUCUCUGCUUACUCCAGCAGCUGGGAACAAACUCCCUAAUAGUGCCUUAGGCUGACCCUAACUUGGGAUUUCUUUGUUUCAGAUUUUUAAAGCAGCAGUAGGCAUUCAGCACAGCCGUUAAGAUGCCCACCUUCCACACUGGGUGCCUGGGUCAGCUCAGCUCCGGCUCCUGACGCCAGCUUCCGGCUAGUGCCGACCCUGGGAGGCAGUGGCGAGCACUCGGGUAAGGAGUUCCUGGCUCCCAGGGUCCCCACCCAUCCCAUCCCCCCUCCCCCUGUGCCCCCCGGAAGCUCCUGG